ACGCGCGUAACGCUUCAAUAUGGCCGACAGUGAAGUUACGGUACGGUCACGAUUUCUUGUAGCCGUGAUAUUUUUAAAAGGUAAUAUUCGCACAGUUUAAAAAUAGUAAUUCGCAACAAUGAAUAUGUCCGUCGAGAAGAAGAAAUACCCAUCGGCGUUGCCGAUCAAUUGGCCCGCGAGGGAGGAACCGUCGAGGAAGAGCCAAAAUCAAUUAGCAUCCACGGGCAAAGUUGAUUAUUAUUACAACCGCAGUGUUAGGAACGACGCGUCGUUGGUGCCACCGAUAAGGCAAACGGCGUCGAUUUUUAAACAACCGGUAACUAUUUACAAGACGCAAGAGGGGAAAGUGAAAGACAUCAAACACGGCACUCAGGAGAAGCCAAAGCAGGAAGGAGCCGAUAAAACUGACGGCAAAUAUGGCUCCCAAGAUAAGCCUAAACAGCUUUUCUGGGAAAAACGUUUGGAAGGUCUACGAGCUUGUGAUUCUGACGGUUAUGAAUUUGAUGCAAUGGAUCUGCCAAAGAAUUUAAAACCAGUAGGACCAUAUAUCACAGAAGAGACAUUGCUCCAAAGCGUGGCUACUGCAUUGCACGUAUCUACUCAACCAGUAACAGGACAAACGGGAUCAAAGACGAAUUUAGAAAAGAAUCCUGGAGUAUUUCUCAAUCCAGAUCAGCCACUUGUACAGGCGGUCUCAAUAGCGGAUGAGGAUAUAAGGAGGCAAGAAGACCGAGUGAUUGCUGCGAGAAAAAAAUUACAAGAGGCUCUACGUGCUCUUCAAACCUAAAUUUAUAGAGACUUUAUGCAUAUUAUCACUUGCUCAUCUUUUAGUGUUAAGUUCGUUAUAAAUUAUACAUCAUACCACUUUUGUAAUAAAUGUUUUUAUAAAAAAAGAAUUGAAAAAUGGAAAUCUAAUUUAGAUGGAAGAAUUUGAUCGAAUAUUUAAGUAUCAUAAUGAUUAUCUCGAAAUGUAUCGUAACAAGAUCUCUCGAAAUGAUAUAAAAUUGGCAACAACAGACUCGA
Monomorium pharaonis (pharaoh ant) is the source of this 1023-nucleotide messenger RNA. It is a transcript of the gene MBD-like, whose product is annotated as methyl-CpG-binding domain protein 3. The transcript is spliced from 5 exons. Lineage: Eukaryota; Metazoa; Arthropoda; Insecta; Hymenoptera; Formicidae. Bases 119 to 787 code for a protein of 222 amino acids. The record is from RefSeq and is a predicted model, not a curated record.